Molecule: messenger RNA, 2041 nt
Organism: Symphalangus syndactylus (siamang)
Lineage: Eukaryota; Metazoa; Chordata; Mammalia; Primates; Hylobatidae
Product: spindlin-2C-like
Biological process (GO): gamete generation
Source: RefSeq, a predicted model, not a curated record
AGCGCCAGGAUGGUAUACAAAGGUGGCCAGAAAGGGAAAUAGGUUUGUGGUUGGAGCCCAGAAGGAAAAUGGAGUUUACCAGGAAGAGACAGCAAAGAGAGGUGAGCACCAGGCGGGAGGCUUAGGGAUGGGAAUGUACGAGGGAUGAAUACCACAGAGCCAUGGGGAGGGGACAUGGAGACUGCAUGUACAGAAAUGGAAAAAUGACGUGGGAGCUGAAGAAUGGAGAAUGUUGGGAGAGGUGACAGGAUGGCGACAGAGGGUCAGGGAAUAUGCAAAGUAGCCCACUUCCUUCUGCUGUGCUCUCAACUACCACGGCCACCACACCUACCUGUUCUCUAGCUCUCUUGUGCAGCUAAACAAGCCUGGAAGGAAGGCAUUGCAGGCAGGCAUCCAAGAGUGUCUUGAUAUCUAACAUUGCUACUGGACACACAUGAAUAACAUGGGUGGCAAUGUACCUGGUGCACAGGGACUUCAUGAUACAAGAAAAAACUCAUACAUUUAAUGUUUUUCCCUGACCUCUCUCCUUCCCCUCCAAGUAUGAAGACCCUCCUUCACCAAAAGGCAGCUGCAAAGCUGCCAACCAGGGAAGCCAUAGGUCACCACACUGGAACUACAAACAUGAGGAAGAAAAAGACAUCUCCAAAGAAGCCAAGAGGAAGGUCAUCCUCUCAGUCCUGCAGACACAUGGUGGGCUGCAGAAUUUCACAUGGAUAGAAGGAGGGAGAUGAGCCCAUCACCCAGUGGAAAGGAACCGUUCUGGAUCAGCUACUCGAUGAUUAUAAGGCAGGUGACCUCUGCAUCAUGCCAGAAUCAAGUGUGUCUCGUCCAGUGAAGAGGGAGCCAGAAGGAUUUAUAGAUAGCCUGAUAGAUAAACAUGUGGAAUAUACCAAAGAAGAUGGCUCCAAAAGGACAGGCAAGGUCAUCCACCAAGUUAAAGCCAAACCUGUGUAUUUCAUCAAGUUUGAUGAUGACUUCCAUAUCUAUGUCUACGAUUUGGUGAAAACAUCUUGUUAGGGUAAAAUUUGCUACAUUUGUGGAGACAAAUGUGUAAUACGCAGGCACACAAAAAAAGUACAACUUUUCAGGGUGUUGAAAGCUCAAGGGUCCCGAUAUCACAAUCUUUGCCUGCAUAACUGUUGUUUUAUGCUGAAAAAUGCUAAUUUAUAUGACAUGUAUAAGCACUUUGUCUUGUUGAAAAGAUUGGGUGUGUUUGGUGGAUGGGGCAUGAAAGGAAGGAACAGCUGUCAAUUCCGAUUGUGAACAAAGUUCAGCUAGAAUCACAAUCAGCCAUCUAAAAUUGCAAGAGACUUAGCUGGUCUGGUGCGGAGGGGAGAAGGAAAUUAAGUCAAGAUUGGCUGUGGGGAGAAGGAGAGGAUGAGGUGACUUCUUAGGAAGAGGUGGUGAAGGGCCAAAAGUUAGAGGUUACCUGAGGGAGGAGAUGACCUAUGUGGAAGAAACAUCCAACUGGGAAGGGAGUGAAGAAUAACAGCGGAAGAGUGAAAUCUUGGGGCUUAGACGAAAAUAGACAGAAUAAAUGGAAUAGAGUAGCAAGCUCUCUACUCAAAGAAGCUUGGAAGAGGUCCAGAGUAAGGGGUGAAAGAUGAAGUUGAAAGGACUGUGGGGAGAGACUAAAGGAUACACAAAUGGAGGGUCUAUGAGAGGCAGGAGUCAGGGUGGUAUAAGGGGAAGAAUACUAAGGAAGAAGGGAUUCAAAGAAAAAAGACUGACAAAGGGAGUGAGAAUACAGAAGAAGAGGUGUGGACAGUGGGGCCCAUUGGAGGUGAGAAGACCCAGAGAAAAGUUGGACUUCUGGCAGUAUGCACAUCGUUCCCUUAGUUCUAUGCACAAAGGAAGUGACAACUGUCAAGGAAGCCAUUUGCAUGAGAAGUUCCCUGGAAAGACAUUUGGACAAGGAUGACUCCAUAGAGUUAGGCAGCAACCAAGUUUACACCUAUAAGGCUUUCCUUCUUCCCUGGAGUUCCUGACGCACCUGCCUAGCAGAACCCCAACCCGCAGCCUAAACACACUAACACGGUUC